Molecule: messenger RNA, 1020 nt
Organism: Haemorhous mexicanus (house finch)
Lineage: Eukaryota; Metazoa; Chordata; Aves; Passeriformes; Fringillidae
Gene: GPR78
Product: G protein-coupled receptor 78
Exons: 3
Coding region: 1-1020 (339 amino acids)
Biological process (GO): adenylate cyclase-activating G protein-coupled receptor signaling pathway
Cellular component (GO): membrane
Molecular function (GO): G protein-coupled receptor activity
Source: RefSeq, a predicted model, not a curated record
AUGGACUUGGCAGGCGUCCUGCUGGCGCUGCUCCUCGUGCUGGUGCUGGUUGUCUCUCUGCUCUCCAACCUCCUGGUGCUGCUAUGCUUCGUCUACAGUACGGAGAUCCGCAAGCAGGUCGCCGGGGUUUUCCUGGUGAACUUAUCCUUCUGCAACCUGCUUCUCACAGUUCUGAACAUGCCUUUUACCCUGCUGGGCAUCCUGAGGAACCAGCAACCCCUCGGGGGCUGCGUCUGCAAGGCGGUGGGUUUCCUGGAAACUUUCCUGACUUCCAACACAAUGCUGAGCAUGGCAGCGCUCAGCAUCGACAAAUGGAUUGCCGUGGUGUUCCCCCUAAGCUACACCAGCAAGAUGCGGUAUAAGGACGCUGUGAUACUGAUGGGCUACUCGUGGCUCCACUCCCUCACGUUCCCCUUGGUAUCUUUGUUUUACUCAUGGGUAGAUUACAACAGCGUUUACGCCUCUUGCACCUUACACCUGAAGGAAGAGACAGAGAGGAGAAGGUUUACAGUGUUCACCAUUGUCUUUCACUCCACCAGUUUCAUGCUGUCUCUGGUGAUCUUGUGUUUCACCUAUUUAAAGGUGUUGAAAGUUGCCCGGUUCCACUGCAAGCGGAUAGACAUUAUUACCAUGCAGACUCUGGUUUUGCUGGUGGAUAUCCACCCCAGUGUGAAGCAGCGCUGUCUGAACGAGCAGAAAAGGAGGAGGCAGCGGGCUACCAAGAAAAUCAGUAUUUUUAUAGGGUCGUUCGUGAUCUGUUUUGGUCCUUACAUUAUCACCAGGUUGAUAGAGCUCAUUCCUUUUGUUACCAUAAAUUACUACUGGGGAAUUAUAAGCAAGUGCCUCACCUACAGUAAGGCUGCAUCAGAUCCGUUUGUUUACUCACUUUUACGUCAACAGUACAAAAAAGUUCUGAUCAACAUCGUCAACAGGAUACUGAAGAGGGACCUGUAUCCAUCAUCAGGGUACAACAGUUCUCUUGACACUGAAAACGAUUACUGCUUGCACAGAACAAACUGA